This is a messenger RNA of Neurospora tetraspora, 4322 nucleotides long. RefSeq lists its product as uncharacterized. Gene Ontology annotation, molecular function: RNA polymerase II cis-regulatory region sequence-specific DNA binding; DNA-binding transcription factor activity, RNA polymerase II-specific. Gene Ontology annotation, biological process: cell differentiation; anatomical structure morphogenesis; negative regulation of transcription by RNA polymerase II. The coding region runs from base 211 to 4035 and encodes 1274 amino acids. The record is from RefSeq and is a predicted model, not a curated record. NCBI's taxonomy places the organism in Eukaryota, Fungi, Ascomycota, Sordariomycetes, Sordariales, Sordariaceae. The transcript has 3 exons.
CAGAGAAACAAGGGAAGAGAAGACAAGACAGGUGACGGGAAACACACAUACAGGGAACAGAUAAUAAAACAAAAGGGGGAUUGGAUUGGACUGGAAAACAAGCGAGACAUCCAUUCUAUCGACAACAGGAGGCAACCAACAGAUAAAAGACAGAAAAGGGGGACACAAGUAACGACUCCCCGCAACCCCGGGCAGGCUGGGUGAAGAAAAAUGACAGACGUCGGUCUUGGACUCGUCACUUCUUCUACUACUCAUACGUCCCAUACGUCUCAUACGCAUCAGACCAAGAUCCAGAGCCAGAAUCAGAGCCAGAACAAUUGGCAACAAAAGAGCCAACAACACAAUCAACACUCGCUUAGAAACAACACUCGUCGAUCUACAUCAUCACCUUUAUCCACUUCCACUUCGACCUCAGCAACGACAACGACGCCUACCACCACAAAAGGACGAAUCACUCGCUCUGCAGCCGCUGCAGCUGCUGCCGCCGCCGCUGCUGCUGCUAAGGCAGCUGAGGAGAGACAAAGAAAAGAAGAACGCGGGCAAGGAGAUGACUUCGACAAUAACCACCACUGGUCUCACCAGUACUGCGGCGUCCUCGAACUCUUCAAUUCCGGUACGGAAGCAGCGCCGGCAUCUUCACCUGGUAGCAGGAAGGAGACCACGAGUCCCAAUACUGCCUCCGGGACGGGAGCUACGGAGCUGGAUAACAUAUCGGUAGGAUCUGGGGGAGGGUCGUCGUUGGGGCAGGGUGGAGGUGCUGGAAGUGGUCAGGGUGGGCAUGCUGGAGGUCCGCUGCCGCAACAGAGGGAUUUAAUCUGUUUGUGCACGCCUGCGCCCAAAGUUCCUAGGCCUAGGAAUGCAUUCAUCCUCUACCGCCAACACCACCAAGCCCGCGUAGUCGCCGAAAACCCCGGCCUCGCCAACCCGGAAAUCUCCAAGAUCAUCGGCGAGAAGUGGCGGGCCGAGUCCGACUUGCACAAGGAGGAGUGGAAGCAGCUGGCCGAGGAAGAAAAGUUGCAUCAUCAGCGGAAAUACCCCGAGUACAAGUACCAGCCUAGAAGGGGAAACAAAAAUAGUGUCGCUGGGGGGAUAGGGAUAGGGAGUAAUAGGACUAGUCCUACUACUCCUGGUGGCAGUGGUCCUGGUGGGAUUGGGAUCGGUGCAGGUGCGGGAGGGACAGGGACAGGGACAGGGACAGGGACAGAACAACAUCCGGGUAGGUGCCCGAACUGUGGGGGACGGUAUAUCGCUACGCCUAGGACGCCUUCGACGCCGUUUGCGGCGGCAGCGGCGGGGAUGGGGAUGGGAGGGAGUGGAAGUGCGAAGAGUGUGGCGGGAGAGGUGCACGCCCGUGGUGGUGGUCACGGACACGGACAGUCGGCGUUUAACAUGAGCAGCAGCUCGGGGAUGGAUACGCCGAGGGGGGGCAUGGAGCAUCAUGCCUCGUCGUCGUCCUCUCGUGGGCAGCAGCAGCACUAUGGACAGCAACAGGGAGGAGGAUACAGAGACCAUCGAGCGUCUGUAUCCUCUCAGCAGAGCGGAUAUCAAGCGUACCCCAGCCGGGAUUACCACCACAGCCAGACGUACCCUUACCCGACGCCCUCGCAUCAUCAGCAAUAUCCUGCUCAUCCGCUUUAUGAUAUGCCGCAGGAGUACGAUGUUUCUACACCUACUGGCACCGGCUCCAAGCGAAGAAGGUAUGAUUCGACAUCGAUGCCUUACCGGCCUGAGCGUGAAUAUGCUCUUCCGUCGCCGACUACUCCUUACGGAAGUGGCAGUCGUCAUCCCAGUGUAGGUGGUCAGUACGCCGUCCGCCCACCUUUUCAUUACCAUCAACAGAAUCCGAUGUCUCCGACACCGUUAGGACACAGUCAUAGACAUGGUCAUGGACAAGUCCCAUUGCAUCAUCACUACCCGCCUCCUCCGCCUCCUACUCCCUCUGGAGCCAUUGGCGGUGGCGGCGGCGGCGGCGGUACAGGAAGUCUCCCACCAACACCAGGCUUCGCCCCCGCACCAGCUGGGCCACCGACUUCCACCGCUGCACUUUCCGGCCCUGCUUCGCUCGCGCUUUCAGGACGCGGACGGAGUCCUCUCUCAAAUACCAUGGCCCCGCCUCCUCGGCCUCCUACACUUUCUGUUCCUGGCUCGAGCGGUAGCUACCAUCAUGGUCAACAACACCAGGGGUCCGGUCCCCGCUCCGGUCUCAGUCCGGUACGAAUGAGGGGUGAUGAUUCGGUCUUCGACCCAUCUCUUCGUCUUCCGCCUUUACAGACGCACCUGGCUCAUUUGCCGCCUAAUGCUCCUGAAUCCGGGUCUUCGUCUUCUGGAGCUGGUGCCGGUGCUGGUAUCCUUUCCGCUGGCGGUGGCGGUGGCAUAGGAUUGGGGAUAACCUACCCCGGUGACCCUCGCGAUCCUAGAUCUGCAUCUUCUUCUUCGUCCCCGUACCCGCGGUUGACGGGACCGGGUACAGCAAGGAACACGCCCACUGCUGGUUCGUUUCCUGCAAGUUAUCAUCAGGGAGCUCACCCUCACCCUCAUCCACCACCGCAACCACCCACCUCCGUUCAUCCCUCAUGGGCAACACUGCACAACCAUGGCCAAAGAGAACAGCAGCAGAUUCCGCGGAGUGAACCAUCUCCGGCUGCAACAGCAAAGGACAACAUUAGGGAACGUAGUAUCACUACCACCCUCCCACAUCACCAUUCCUCCCAAGCUCCAGACACCACCACCACCAACGCCAAAAGACAGCUCGCCCUCCUAGAAGCCCAACAGCGCCAGCAAUCAGUAGAAGCGAUGGUUAUGAGCAUCGACUACGUUCGCAAGGCGUCUGUGCUUCGGCGGAUCGGGCGGGAACUGCCUGCUUACGGUGCCGUAGCUGAUAACAUCGAUAACAUGUUAGAGGCCGGGGAUGAUUCAGCGCAGGAGCAGGCGCAGAUAGUGACGACGAGAGGGCCAAUCAUUGCGGUUGAAGGACCGAAUAAGGAGUUGUUGCGGGUUGUUGGAAAAGCGGUGGAGAGGGCGUUGGUGGCGUUGGGGGAUUGUGAGGUUCGAGCUUGGGUUGGGGAGGGGGAUGUUUGGGAUGGGGAAGGGGGAUGUUUGGAGAGGGAGGGGAAGAAGGAUACCUCUAGUGAGAAAGAGAAAGGAAAGAAGGGUGGUGGUGAGGAUGUUGAAAUGGGCGACGACACUGUCAUCGUACGCGGUUCAUCGCCCAAAUCCAACAACAACAACGAACAAGACCGCUCCUCUUCCCACUCCCCAAGUGGAAUCCUCACCACCUCCCCUCCUCUCCCUUCCACAACAAACAAAAACCCCUUCCCCCGCUACCUCGACCUCAUGCUCUCCUGGCACCACAAAGCCUCGGAACUGACCAAAUUCGUUACAACCCCUUAUUUCUCUCCCUCUCCCUCCUCCUUCCCUUCCCGCUCUUCAUCCCCAUUACCACCACCACCCUCCUCCCGACACCCCUCCAGACACUCCUCCUCCAGACACCCCUCCCGAGACUCACCCUCAAUCUCUUCUGACCACCAAAAACUCCCCAAACUCCCCAUCGCCCUCCUCCCCCUCGGCUACUCCCUCACCUACUCGGACCGCUUCGCCUGCACCAUCCCCAUCGCCGACGCCUACGCUCCCGUGGACCACUGGCAAUGGAUGGCGACCCUUUGGCGAGGGAUCGUAGGGCCUGAUUUGACGGUGUAUGUGAAGCACGUGACCGAAGAAGAAAUGAUGGAGGGGGAAUGGGCCCCGGUUGGAGUGGAAGUGAAGGGGGAGAGGUUGAUUGUGGUUAGGGUUGUUGUUCCUCCGUCUGGAGGACAUGGUGGACAGAUGGAGGAGGCAGUAGUGGAGUUGGAGUUGGGUGGUGAGGCGGAGAAACAGUUGGCUUAUGAGGUUGGGGAGUGGGUUAGGGCUGGACCGUUUGGGGUGCAGGGACGAGGAGGGGUGGCGAGGGGGGAGAGGGAGAGGGAGCCGCCUGCGCUGCAGGUUGGGUAUGAAUAUGGAAGGGCACAGGGGCAUGGAUAUGGUGAUGGGGGUUGGUGAUGAGGGUGGAGGUGAGAAAAAAAACGAAGGGGAAAGUGAAAAGGUUUGGAUAGCUAGAGGUAUGGAUAGCUAGAGGUAUGGAUGGCGAGGUUGUGCAAGUGGGUUGCGAAGGUGUUGGGUACAUAGGAAGACGGACUUGAUACACUUUUGGUUGGCAACCGCCUUUGAACUGGGAAAUUAAGUAAAUUAAAGAAAGGCCAGUCUCUUGGGACCUUCAACCUACGCGACAUUUUUUUGUCACGGCUUUUGUCGUCGAGUGUCCUGAGAGUGUCUUGCGUGUGGAAUGC